Molecule: messenger RNA, 1137 nt
Organism: Saccharomyces mikatae IFO 1815
Lineage: Eukaryota; Fungi; Ascomycota; Saccharomycetes; Saccharomycetales; Saccharomycetaceae
Product: putative nitronate monooxygenase
Exons: 1
Coding region: 1-1137 (378 amino acids)
Molecular function (GO): nitronate monooxygenase activity
Source: RefSeq, a predicted model, not a curated record
AUGAGCAAUGCUUUCCAAAAAUGUUUCAACUUGAAAUACCCUAUUAUUCAAGCCCCCAUGGCAGGGGUAACAACUAUUGAUAUGGCGGCCAAGGCUUGCAUUGCAGGCGCCAUGGCUUCCCUACCUUUGUCGCAUUUAGAUUUCAGAAAUUUUAACGAUAUUGAAAAAUUCAAGUCAAUGAUUUCACAGUUUAAAAACCUUGUGGCAGAUGAAAAUUUGGAGCAUAAUGUUAAUUUAAACUUUUUUUGCCAUAACAUUGUUGAUGAACCAACCAAUCUUCAAAUAACCAACUGGGUCAAGCUGUAUAGAAAGUCUAUGGAUUUGCCGAUCAAUAGCAAUGAAAUUGAUUUUAAUAAUGGUAAUGUCUCUUUCAAGGCUUUUGAAAGAGAUUAUGCGCUUCAAGAUUUUUUGAAGUAUCUAUCAAAUGAAUUUAGACCUAGAAUUGUGAGCUUUCAUUUUGGUCAUCCAUCAAAGUCUACAAUAGAAUAUUUGCAAAAACUCGGAAUUCUAAUUUUUGUUACUGCUACAUCAGUGAAAGAAGUUAAUUUACUAACAAGUCUAGGCAUUGAUGGGAUAGUGUGUCAAGGGUAUGAAGCGGGAGGACAUAGAGGGAGUUUUUUAAUAAAUGAAUCCAAGGAUGACGAAAAUUUAUCGACCGUACAACUAGUGAAAAGGGCUGUUUCUGAACUUGUUGCUAUGAAAGAUAAGGGUAUUGUGCGCAAUACUCCCUUCAUCAUCGCCGCAGGCGGUAUAACGGAUUCUCAAGAUAUAUCGUACAUGCUAUCACAACAAGCAGAUGCGGUUCAAUUGGGGACCGCAUUACUUGGUUGCAAUGAAUCCAAUGCAUCGAAAAUGUUUUUAGCUCCGUUUGCCCCAGAAUCAAGGACUAGAAUGGUGGAAAUAGUCUCUGGAAAGCCUGCUAGGACAAUAUCGACUCCGUUUAUCGAAAAACUUUUAGCAAAUUUUCAUGGCGAGGAGCUUCCUCCAUAUGGUUACAUAUACGAUGCAUUCAAGCAAAUAAGACGUAUUUAUCCAGAAUUGGCUAACUUCAUUUUGGCUGGGCAAGGAUUCCAAAGUGUUCAAUCAGGCAUUUCAACAGACAGAAAGAUUGAUAUUCUGGGUGAAAAGUUACGUUAA